AUGACUCCUGCAGAUGACACCAGUGGUGCUGAUUUCGAUCAUCCGAUUGAGCUGAAAUUUGAAGAGUGGAGAUCAGAUUUGGAGCAUUCUGAAUUUGGUUUUUUGGCUCAUGAACAGUACCCUUUUUUUUAUGCCAUAGUUGAGACAAUAGAUGGUCCAAACAAAUACAGUGGAGCGUCAGCGGUGCUUAGUGUACACCAACCAGAUGUCGUGGGUAAACAAUAUAGUGCAGGGCGAAUGAUGAUUCAAAAUGGGCCUGAUAGCUUACAAGUCGGGUUGAGGGUGGAUCCAUCUCUAUUUGGUGAUGUACGUCCUCGACUAUUCAUAUAUACGAAUGCAGGUCAAUCUCAUUGUUUCAAUACAAAUUGUCCUAAAUUUGUGAUUGUGGACACAGAAAUACCUCUUGGUGAAGUAAUUGGAAAGGUCUCUAUACGUGGAGGGACAUCGGUUGCGAUGGAAAUCUACAUCUUGCAGGACCUAGCUAAUGGAAACUGGUGGCUUGGAGUUGCGAAUACCAAUAUCGGAUUUUGGGUUAGCUUCGCAUGCUGA
Molecule: messenger RNA, 549 nt
Organism: Camellia sinensis
Lineage: Eukaryota; Viridiplantae; Streptophyta; Magnoliopsida; Ericales; Theaceae
Source: RefSeq, a predicted model, not a curated record